Messenger RNA from Hippocampus comes (tiger tail seahorse), 5003 nucleotides. It is a transcript of the gene actn4, whose product is annotated as actinin, alpha 4. Bases 47 to 2746 code for a protein of 899 amino acids. The record is from RefSeq and is a predicted model, not a curated record. Gene Ontology annotation, molecular function: calcium ion binding; protein binding. The transcript has 22 exons. Lineage: Eukaryota; Metazoa; Chordata; Actinopteri; Syngnathiformes; Syngnathidae.
CAUUUUUUCCUCCCUGGUCGCUUGACAUUUUUUUUUUGUCGCCGACAUGGUCGACUACCACGCCGCCAACAACCAAUACUCGUCUGGCGGGCCGCAGACCUAUAUGGAGCAGGAGAAUGAUUGGGACCGGGACUUGCUGCUGGACCCGGCAUGGGAGAAACAGCAGAGGAAGACGUUCACAGCGUGGUGCAACUCCCACCUGCGCAAGGCCGGUACACAAAUUGAAAACAUCGAGGAGGACUUCAGGGAUGGACUCAAACUCAUGCUGCUUCUGGAGGUCAUCUCAGGUGAGCGAUUACCCAAGCCAGAGCGAGGCAAGAUGAGGGUUCACAAGAUCAACAACGUCAACAAAGCUCUGGACUUCAUUGCCAGCAAGGGAGUCAAACUGGUCUCCAUUGGCGCAGAGGAAAUUGUGGAUGGAAACGCUAAGAUGACACUGGGAAUGAUCUGGACCAUCAUCCUCCGCUUUGCCAUCCAGGACAUCUCUGUUGAAGAGACGUCGGCUAAGGAGGGUCUUCUGUUGUGGUGCCAGAGGAAGACCGCUCCCUACAAGAAUGUCAAUGUGCAGAACUUCCACAUUAGCUGGAAGGACGGCCUCGCCUUCAACGCUCUGAUCCACAGACACAGACCAGAGCUCAUUGACUACGACAAGCUCAGAAAGGAUGACGCAGUGACCAAUCUGAACAAUGCCUUCGAGGUGGCCGAGAAGUACUUGGACAUCCCCAAAAUGUUGGACGCAGAAGACAUUGUGAACACUGCUCGUCCAGAUGAGAAAGCCAUAAUGACUUAUGUGUCCAGUUUCUACCAUGCCUUCUCUGGAGCUCAGAAGGCUGAGACCGCUGCCAAUCGAAUCUGCAAAGUACUGGCGGUCAACCAGGAGAACGAGCACUUGAUGCAGGAGUACGAGAAACUGGCCAGUGAUCUGCUGGAGUGGAUCCGUCGCACCAUUCCCUGGCUGGAGAACAGAAAUCCGGAGAAGACCAUGUCUGAGAUGCAGCAGAAGCUGGAAGACUUCCGGGACUACCGCCGCGUCCACAAGCCACCAAAGGUCCAGGAGAAAUGUCAGUUGGAGAUCAACUUCAACACGCUACAGACCAAACUCAGACUCGGUGGCAGACCUGCCUUCAUGCCGUCAGAGGGACACAUGGUGGCUGAUAUCAACAGGGCAUGGCACUGUCUGGAGGGUGCAGAGAAGGGUUAUGAGGAGUGGCUCCUCAAUGAGAUCAGACGUCUGGAGAGAUUAGACCACCUGGCUGAAAAGUUCCGCCAGAAGGCCUCCAUCCACGAAUCCUGGACCAGCGGCAAGGAAGCCAUGCUGACUCAGAGAGACUAUGAGACGGCCUCGCUGUCUGAAGUAAAGGCGCUGCUCCGCAAACACGAGGCCUUCGACAGCGACCUGGCCGCCCAUCAGGACCGAGUGGAGCAGAUCGCUGCCAUCGCGCAGGAACUCAAUGAGCUGGACUACUAUGAUGCCCCCAAUGUCAAUGCUCGCUGUGAGAAAAUCUGCAUGCAGUGGGACAGUCUUGGAGAACUCACCCAGAGGCGCAGGGACUCACUUCAGAAAACUGAGAAACUGCUGGAGUCCAUCGAUGAGCUUUACCUGGAGUAUGCCAAACGGGCAGCACCCUUCAACAACUGGAUGGAGGGGGCCAUGGAGGACCUACAGGACAUGUUUAUUGUCCACAACAUUGAAGAGAUCCAGAGCCUGAUACGUGCCCACGAGCAGUUCAAGUCUACCCUGCCUGAAGCCAACAAGGAGCGCGAGGCCAUCCAGGCCAUCCACAGUGAGGUCCAGAAGAUCGCCCAGCACAAUGGCAUCAAGCUGAGUGGAACCAACCAGUACACCACCAUCACGCCACAGAGCAUUGACAGCAAGUGGGAUCAGGCGGAGAAACUGGUACCUCAGCGUGACCGGGCCCUGCAGGAGGAGCUUCGCAAGCAGCAGUCCAACGACGAGCUGAGACGCAACUUUGCCGAGCAAGCCAACGUGGUCGGACCCUGGAUACAAAACAAGAUGGAGGAAAUUGGCACGAUAUCCAUCGAGAUGAUCGGCACUCUGGAGGACCAACUGACCAACCUGAAAGAGUACGAGCGCAGCAUCGUUGACUACAAGCCCAACAUCGACCAGUUGGAGGGUGUCCACAAGCUCAUCCAGGAGGCCCUCAUCUUUGACAAUACAUACACACCCUACUCCAUGGAGCACAUCCGCGUGGGUUGGGAGCAGCUGCUCACCACCAUCGCCAGAACGAUCAACGAGAUUGAGAACCAGAUCCUGACACGUGAUGCCAAGGGAAUCAGCCAGGAGGAGCUGUACGAGUACCGUGCCUCCUUCAACCACUUUGACAAGGACCACAGCGGGGCCCUAAUGGCCGAGGAGUUCAAGGCCUGUUUGAUCAGUUUGGGCUACGACGUGGAGAACAACAAGCAGGGCGACGCGGAGUUUGCCCGCAUCAUGGGCAUCGUGGACCCCAACAACACAGGCACCGUCACCUUCCAGGCCUUCAUUGACUUCAUGUCUCGGGAAACAACAGACACGGACACCGCAGACCAGGUCAUCGCCUCCUUCAAGAUACUGGCCGCGGAUAAGAACUUCAUCACUGCCGACGAGCUAAGGCGGGAGCUGCCGCCUGACCAGGCUGAGUACUGCAUCGCCAGGAUGGCGCCCUACUCGGGGCCCGACGCCGUCCCAGGCGCCCUCGACUACAUGUCCUUCUCCACCGCCCUGUACGGCGAGAGUGACCUGUAAAGGCCGAGUGGGGACGGAAUACGGAGGGGCAUCGGGGGAAAUCGAAGGGGGGAGUCAGGAAUUAAGUUGACUGUGAGGUGCCCCCACCCCCACGUGUGCCGAUUUGAAAGUCUUUGAGUGUGUCGAGUGAAGUGUAGUUGAUGGAAAGCCUUUUAUUCGAUAUCCUUGGGCUCCAGCCGAAGGUCCAUUUACUAAUACACUCUUUGUCCUCUCUAGUAAGACUAUGCAUUGCGCUCGUACAAUGAGUGUGUAUCUUUUUUUUUUUUUUUUUUUUUUUUUUUUUUUUUUUUUUUUCUUCACGGCAUUGCCACUUUGGGCCCUCGAGUACUCAAACCCUGAAAGUAAAUCAUGGAAAGCCGUGAAGCUUUCCUUCAGUGUUUUUUAUCUAUCUAAAGGUUCAUUUACUAGUACGCUCUUUGUAAGUGCACUAGUAGAAGGCCCUGGAACACCAUUAAGAAGACUGUGUCUUAUAAGUAUCGUCCCCCCACAACUACUGUAUAGACAAUUUUGCUACAUUAGACCUUACUACCGGUAGUAAAUAAUGAUCAGUCAUUUAGUCGAUAUCCUUGCAAUCCACCGCGAAGGUGUGCGAACGAGUAAAACAAUUCAAGGCACAAGUACAACAUCUCGGGCACAAUUGUGGAAUAACUGCCUUUUUAUUGUUUUUGGUUUUUUUUCAUUACUACUAGAGCCAUAUUUGGCCCACUAGUAAACAAUUAAGCCUUACUAGUAAGCAGUGUGUUUGUGUUUAUUCGAUAGCCUUGAUCAUCUAGCUUGAAGCCCAUGGUCGAGUUAAGCAAUUCAGGGCACUAGUAGUAUGACAGUCUUACUGGUAAUGUUUUUUUUUUUUUCCACGAGUAGGAAAGCAUUGGCAUACCGGUAGUAUCGCCACGUUACUUAUGAGGCAAAAAAAAAAUGCACAUCAUGUUGCUGUACUAUUAUGUUAAAAGUUGCCGUACGAGUGUGUCAUUCAAAUCGUCUUGCUAGUCAGGACAAUAUGCAUACUAGUCGAUGGCCCUUGAAAGCCAUUUGAGCAUUUAUUUAUGUCUCCUUGGAAAAAAAAAAAACAACCCCACCCCCCAAAAAUUUCACUCUCAAGUCGUUCUACUAGUGUGUGCUGAAUGGUCUUACUAAUGAGGACAGAGCUAGUACUUGGACCUUCAGCUGGAUAUCAAGGAUAUGGAACAAACGCUCCAUCGGCUUCUCAUAGUAGUUAGACUUCCUUCCUUGAUGUUUAGGGGUUGGGGGGAAGUGCGCUUGUUAACUUCACCCACUCUGCCUUUUUUUUUUUGAGGGGGGGGGCGACAAAGAAGGGAGGAGAGCUAAUCUUGAUACUUAUGCUAAAUUUAUUUUAUUACGAUUUUGGCGAGGGGGUACUUGGGUUCCGAAGGGGAGGGGGGGGGGUCACUUGAUUGCCGAUGUUUGUGUAUUAGAUCAGAGUUAUAUGCUGAGGCGUCCGGAAUGGCUAGGAGAGAAGGGGCGGAAUUUAGGGGGGGAUGUCGAUCAACCAGAAAUGAAACCACAUAUUUACCCAGAAUGCCCUUUGUUGCUGGAUAAGGUGACCAAUCAUUUUUCCCUUUUUUUUUCUUGAUUUGCCAGAGUGAGUGCAGGGUGCUGUCAGGAAUAUUUGCUUUUCUUCCUUUGCACGACGAGUAAUAGCAAAAAAAAAAGGGGGGGGGGGUAGGUUUUGCCCCAAUCAGUAAUUGCCGCUAUUAUCGUUUUCGCCAAUCCAUGCACAAUGUUGCAGAGUUUCUUCCUGGUCUGUGUCCUCAGCACCAUCGUCUCUUUUCCGUGCUUUCCACUUUCUCUCAUCUCUCCAUUCUCACCCGUCUUCAAUUAUAACAAAAAUUGACCAAAAGGAAAGAAAAAAAAAUCUAUGCAAUACUAAUGAGAUGAUUUGGGGGAGGGGGUGUCUAAAUUGAUGGCAUUUUUUUUUUCUUGCUUUUUUGUUUUUUCCCAAAACAGGGGCACAUAUUAGGGGAGGGUAAAGACAGCAAGUCGCGUGCAAAAAGACUCCAGGACCAAAAGCUUCUCUCUCUCCUUGCUUUUUUCUUUGCUUUUUUUCCACCUGGCAGGAGAGAAAUGAACUCUGGAAAUUGUGAUUUUUUUUUUCACUUUUUUUUGUACUCUUCAAUAAUAAGGAACCUUAUCUGCUGUACUGGAAACUGCAAAAAGGCUUUUUUUCCCCCCUGUCUAACCAUGAUGAUGAUGAGUGACGCUCACCAAGCACACAUAAAGUUUCCUUACAAAAAAUGAA